Acanthopagrus latus (yellowfin seabream) is the source of this 4204-nucleotide messenger RNA. Its product is annotated as solute carrier organic anion transporter family member 1C1-like. Bases 1476 to 3539 code for a protein of 687 amino acids. Gene Ontology annotation, molecular function: protein binding. The record is from RefSeq and is a predicted model, not a curated record. The transcript has 15 exons. Gene Ontology annotation, biological process: transmembrane transport; sodium-independent organic anion transport. Lineage: Eukaryota; Metazoa; Chordata; Actinopteri; Spariformes; Sparidae. Gene Ontology annotation, cellular component: membrane.
UUUUCAUAAACCAGCUCCUCGAAAAAGACCUCCAGGAAGUCAGGUCCGAGUUAUCACAACAAGCCACUAGCUCUCUGCUGCCACCUGAGUUGCAUUGUGGGUAUCGUAGGUACUUUUUUGAAUAUGAGGAUCCUGAUCACCUCAAACUGUCCAUAAUGAGUCCAGUAGUGUUAGAGGAGUGGACUGCUUUUCAAAGUGGGUGACAUCACUAGAGGCAAUUUUAAGAUUACACGCAGCUUCCUCUGGAGCCACAAAAUACUUUAUUUUAGUUUUUUUAUAUAUGCAGUAGUACUCCCCAGGACCUGUAAACACACUAUAAUGUGUGAAACUGUCAGAGUUACUCUUUAAGCCCUGCUUUAAUCUACUCAAUUCACACAUUUUCACAAGGUCAUAUCAGCAGCAAUGCUUCUUUGGCUUUGAUUACUCUCUUAUCAAUAUCAGUUGCAGGUCCUCUAAAAGAUUAAUGGCUCUUUCGGGCAAAUCCCUUCAAAAACUAGUUACAGUGUAUUCUGUGGAUUAACAUUCAGUCUAUACGGCUAUUGAAUAACAGAAGUAAGAAAGAAUGUAGUUUGUUUAUUUUUAUUUUUUUGGUUUGAGUGAGCUUUUUUAACUGUACACAACACACAGCUAGCAAAGAAUCUAGCGUUGUUCACAAGCAGCCGUCCAUAGUGCAGAGCUGACAUUCCUGCACGAACUCUAAUAUCAAAAUGUUUUUUAAAAGUUCUUUCAUGUGCAGAAUUUUUAAUAGUAUUUUUAUUGGAUAUCUCAAAUAUUGUGCCUUAAAAAAUCUUAUCAGGUGAUGUGAUGUGCGACACUCUGAGAGAAAGCCAUUGUUAAGGCCUAUCAAUAGGACAGGAAGACUUUGAUCAAGCCUAGGAAACACCCAACCUUACAAAAGCUGAAUUUUCUCCAGGAGAGGAAAGCAUUUCAUUCUUUGAAAACAGCAAACUAACAGAAGCAGCAGCCUUGUAAAAUAAGCUUUGGCCAGCUUCACGCUGCUGCCGUUUGUUGUGCGUUCAAAAGGAUGGACACUCGGGAGGCUUAUGAUGUUCACAGAGGAGGAUGUGUACGCGGGUUAUGAAUGUGCGUGUGUGUGUGUGUGUGUUUGCAUUUGGUGAACCUCUGAACCUUCCGGUGCAGGUCGGACAUGCAUCCCACUGGAUAUCAGCCAGCCAGAGUGGUCACGUUUGGGUUUGCGUAUGCCUGCUUGCCUGAGGGGUUGAAGGGGUUUUUUUAUUGACAUGAUCAACAAGUGCACAUAAGUGGCUGAGUUACUGAUUACAGGUGAUGUUAUAGUUUGUGAUAAGACUCUUGUUUUAAGCACAAAGUCCUGCCAGGUACAGCCAGCCUUCAGCCACUUUAGCACAUCCUUCCCAUCACUCGUAGGACCGCUGCUGCCUCUCAGCUGUAUUUCUGCAGGUCCUUUGGUACUGUGUUCUGUGCUUCCUCACAUCUGUUGUGCACACAGGAGCAUCAUGAGUGUAGAGUCCAAAAAAACACGUGAGGCAUGCUGCUCAAAGCUCAAGCUCUUCCUGGCUUCUAUGGCGCUUGUGUUCUUUGCCAAAGCCUUCGGCGGAGCCUAUAUGAAGAGCUCCAUCACCCAGAUUGAGAGGCGCUUUGAUAUCCCCAGCUCCCUCAUUGGUGUCAUAGAUGGCAGUUUUGAAAUGGGCAACCUGUUGGUAAUAGCCUUCGUGAGCUACUUUGGCGCUAAGCUCCAUCGUCCCCGGCUCAUUGGUAUCGGCUGUGUGAUCAUGGCUACUGGAUCUUAUCUCAUAGCCCUGCCUCACUUCUUGCAGGGACCGUAUAAAUACGAGACCAGUGUGUCUCACAGCAUAUCUGUCAACAGCAGUGAGAGCGCACUGCCCUGUCACUCCAACCACAGCCUGAGUGAACACGAGACACCUGAUGUAGAGACCAGAACAGCUUGUGAAAAGGCAGCUGGCUCCUCUCUGUGGAUCUAUGUAUUCCUGGGGAACAUGCUGCGUGGAAUUGGAGAGACUCCCAUCAUGCCUCUGGGUGUGUCCUACCUGGAUGACUUCUCAAGAGAAGAGAACACCCCUUUCUAUCUGGCCUGCAUCCAUACAGUAGGAAUCUUAGGACCUAUGUUUGGGUUUAUGCUCGGGUCCUACCUUGCCAAGAUCUAUGUGGACAUUGGAUCUGUGGACUUAGACGGUGUCACCAUCAACUAUAAGGACUCCCGCUGGGUGGGUGCCUGGUGGCUGGGCUUCAUAGUGACUGGCACCAUAAUCAUGCUGUCCAGUAUACCGUUCUGGUUCCUGCCCAAGUCUUUGCCCAAGCAAGGGCAAGAGGAGAGCCAGAGUAAAGGCACAGAGCUCGCCACCGUGGCAGAGCAGGAGAACUUCCUGCCAGAAGAAGCCCAGGACCAUGUGGAGAAGGAGAAGCCAGUUACCUUCCAGGAGCUGGCUAAAGAUUUUGUUCCAUCUCUGAGGAGGCUUUUCAAGAACACCAUCUUCACACUGAUGAUUCUCACCUACCUGGUGUCUGUCAACGGCUUCAUUGGCAUGAUCACCUUCAAGCCAAAGUUCCUGGAGCAGGUCUAUGGUCAAUCAGCCUCCAAGGCCAUUUUCCUCAUAGGUAUACUGAACCUGCCAGCAGUAGCCCUGGGCAUCAUCACCGGAGGUUUUGUACUGAAACGCUUCAAGCUGGGUGUCAUUGGGGCUGCCAGGGUGGCAUUUGCUGCCUCUGUUGGGUCUCUCUGUCUGCUUGCCAUUCAGGUCUUCAUCAGCUGUGACAACGCAGAGGUGGCAGGUCUUACCGUCUCAUAUCAGGGGGAUACUCAAGUGUCCUAUGACCAGCAGACUUUGCUGUCACAGUGCAACAUGGGCUGCUCCUGCUCAAUGAAGCACUGGGACCCAGUAUGCGCCUACAACGGAAUGACGUAUGCCUCACCCUGCCUGGCUGGCUGCCAGACCUCCACCGGCACUGGCAGAGAAAUGGUUUUUCACAACUGUACCUGCGUCAGUGAGAUGAAAUCUCCAGCCAUGAACAUGUCCGCAGUGCUGGGCCAGUGCCCCAGGAAGACAGACUGUGAUCGCAUUUUCAAAAUCUACAUGGCUUUGUCCGUAACAGGGUCCUUCAUUUCUGCCUGUGGGGGCACGCCAGGAUACAUUGUGAUGCUCAGGUCGAUCCAGCCAGAUUUGAAGGCGCUGGCUUUGGGUAUGCAAACACUGAUAGUAAGGACUCUGGGUGGGAUACCUCCUCCAAUAUAUUUCGGAGCACUGAUCGACCGAACCUGUUUGAAGUGGGGCACCAAGCAGUGUGGAGGCCGCGGCGCAUGUCGACUGUAUGAUGCUAAUGCAUUUAGAAUGACAUUCAUGGGGUUGAUUACUGGACUUUACAUGCUGUCCAACAUGCUGUGGGGAAACCUCUACCUCAAAAUUGUCAAGAGACAGAAGAAGUUAGCACUGAAGAAUCAAGCCAAGGAAAAUGGACUGGAGGGUGAGAGCCGGGCCAACGGACAUGCCAGCAUCAACAUUGACACAAACAAAGAUGACACAGACAAGGAGAGUACCAUUUAAUGUGUUUUAGGGAGCAUUACCAUUGUCUGAUGUAGAUGAAAGACAGAUUUUACAGAAGUACUGAGCUUGACUAAAUGUGGUGAUGGUUCAGUGUUUGCACCCUUUCGUCUUUCAGCAAUACAAUUCAUUUUUUUUACACACUGUUCUGAAAACAACACCUGCUGUUUCUUCACUUCAGAGGUCAAAGACCCUGACAAAGAGCUUUAACAUGAACAUAAAUCAUCUCUACAAAAAUACUAAAACACAUAAACCUAGAGGUCAGUUUCAGGUUUGCUUCUAUACGGUCAAGAAAAACAUGAUGGGAACAUUAUUUUGUACAACUGUGUGGGCAAGGAAUCCUUACCAAAACACAAUUCCCUUGUGAUGAUAUUCACUUCUGAAACGCUUACGAUUUCAGAAUGAGACAAAACAAAAUAUGUCAAAUACUGUAUUUGCAGAAGAUUGUGUCCAUCAUUUAUACUUGAAUAACAUGACGUCAGGAAAUGAUAGUUAUAUCUAAUUGUAAAGCUUUACAUUCAAAGUGAUUGACUGUAUGUUCAGUGACAGCUGGCAGAUAUGUAUACAGUAGAUGUUAAAUGUACAGUAUGUACAGUGUAUAGUUUUGAAUGCAAGUACAAGACAAUGUAAGUGGAUGUGGCCUGAGAUGCAGUAGCAACAUUUAGUGA